AAACCACUAUGUCGCGCUCUAGCGUCGCCCGUAGCCUUGUUGGCCGCUCGGGGCGAUUGAACGCCCGAGGAACUCCAAACUGCGUGCGUCAGGCAUGCUUCGUCUCUGCCUGAGAACGCACCCCGCCCUGCGGCGUCGAUUCCUGAGCGCCAUGCACAAAUACACAGCGGCAACCCAUCCGGAAGACCCAUCGAGCGUACCCCGAAGUGUCAAGGCCUCAUCGACCGUUCUGCUGCCUAUGUCCUGCCCGUCUAUGCUCGGCCGCCCGUUGUAUGUCGCAUGGGAAGGGGGCGUACAUUUGGGACACGGAGGGUCGUCGGUACCUCGACUUCAGCGCUGGUAUUGCCGUAACGCGUUGGGCCAUUCAGACAUGGGUGUAGCAAACGUUAUGGCGUCGGAAGCUGGCACCUUUACACGCGAGCAAUGUUAUCACAACAAUGGGCAGGGCAGCUCGCAGAGCUCAUUGUCAAGCUCACCCAGCAGGAAGGCGGGCUUGGCUGGGAAACCGGCUCCACGCACCCACCCCAGGGCGCGACCAGUGGCGGAAGGUGUUUUCUCCAACUCCGGCACCGAAGCGAACGAGGGCGCACUGAAGGUCGCGCGGAAGUUGGGAAGGCGCGCUGGGCGCGUCCACGGCAAGUCGUGGGACGACCCUGCCUGCGACAAGCACGAAAUUGUCUGCUUCGAGCGUGGUUUUCAUGGUCGGUCUAUGGGCGCGCUUAGCGUCACGACGAACCCGAAGUACCAGAAGCCGUUUGCGCCGCUAUUGCCCGGCGUGAAGGUCGGCAGGCUGAACGUUCUCGAAGAUUUGGAAAAGCUGCUCAGCGAGAAAACAUGUGCGGUCAUUGUGGAACCAAUUCAAGGAGAGGGGGGUGUCCACGCCGCCGAUGUCGCUUGGUUGCAGGCUCUUCGAAAGAAGUGCGACGACGUUGGCGCGGUGCUCAUCUAUGACGAGAUCCAGUGCGGUCUGUACAGGACGGGUUCUCUAUGGGCUCAUUCUACGAUGCCGAUCAAUGCGCACCCGGACGUUGUGACGAUGGCAAAACCGUUGGCCAAUGGCUAUCCCAUCGGCGCUGUUCUCAUGCGGGACAAUGUGGCAGAGACGAUGACAGCUGGCUCACACGGGACGACGUUCGGCGGUUCGCCCCUCGCGUGUGCGCUGGGCUUCCAUGUCCUGUCGCGUCUCUCGGAGCGCCCCUUCGUGUCUAACAUGGUCGAGACGAGUGCAUACUUGUCGGGGCGUCUCGCUCAAUUGCCGCGGUGGUUCCCGGGUAUGGUGCAGCCGGGAAUUCGGGGACGCGGGUUGAUCGUGGGCCUGGGCUUCAAGGAUGCGAGCCAGCCGGGGAAGGUGGUGCAGAUGGCGAGAGAACGGGGCGUGUUGCUGCUGACUGCGGGAAACGAUGCCGUGAGACUUGUUCCCAGCCUGAAUAUCGGGCGGACGGAGGUGGACAUGGCGGUGGACGUGAUUGAGGGCUGUCUCCAUGUGAUGCAGAGCCAGUAGAUAAAAUGCUAUGUCUGUGUUUCAAGAAUGGAGACAGUGUCUGCGAUGCGUGCGGCCGCGAGCACUGAGCCAGCCGAUGGGUGACGGCCGCGGGGAGGCCCCGGGAAGAGACGGUGGUGCCGGUGGGACGCCAGGGGGACGCGGCCGGGA
Molecule: messenger RNA, 1651 nt
Organism: Fomitopsis serialis
Lineage: Eukaryota; Fungi; Basidiomycota; Agaricomycetes; Polyporales; Fomitopsidaceae
Product: acetylornithine and succinylornithine aminotransferase
Exons: 5
Coding region: 95-1501 (468 amino acids)
Cellular component (GO): mitochondrial matrix
Molecular function (GO): transaminase activity; pyridoxal phosphate binding; identical protein binding
Source: RefSeq, a predicted model, not a curated record